GCCAUUAAAACCCGAAGAAGAAGAAGAAGAAGAAGAGCGCAGCAUCUUCAUAGCAGUCGAAGAAGAACCAAAAUCUAGGAGGAAACAUGGCUUCCCCUGCUGGUUGCGAGCACUAUGUGCGCAGCUGCUUAUUGAAAGCACCGUGCUGUGGUAAACUGUAUGUGUGUCGGCUGUGCCACGAUGCAGAGGAGAACCACCAGAUGGACCGGUUCAGAGUCAGAGAGGUGCAGUGCUCUGAGUGUCAGACAGUGCAGCAGGCACAGCAAACUUGCCAGCAGUGUAAUGUACAGUUUGGGGAGUAUUACUGUGACAUUUGCCAUUUGUUCGACAAGGAUAAGAAGCAGUACCACUGUCAGCCCUGUGGAAUAUGCAGGAUUGGGCCCAGGGAGAAGUAUUUCCACUGUGAGAAGUGCAACCUGUGUUUAGCCCAGGAUCUGCUGGGAAACCACAAGUGUGUUGAAAAUGUUUCAAGGCAGAACUGCCCAGUAUGUAUGGAGGAUAUUCACACAUCCAGAAUUGGAGCUCAUGUUCUUCCAUGUGGCCACCUUUUACACAAGACCUGCUUUGAUGACAUGGUCAGAACGGGUGCAUAUCGCUGCCCUCUGUGUAUGCACUCUGCCUGGAGCAUGGAGGACCAUUGGGAUCAAAUAGACAAAGAGAUUGCCCAGUCACCGAUGCCCACUGAAUACCAGGGAGCUACUGUCAAAAUUAUAUGUAACGACUGCCAAGCCCACUGCACGGUGCCUUUCCAUGUUCUGGGGAUGAAGUGCAGCAGCUGUGGCUCCUACAACACAGCACAGGACGGGGGACUCAUCCAGCAGCCGAUGCCUCAGCAGCAGCCAGAGCAGGACACUGAGAAUGAGCCAGAAACAGACACAGAACCACAGCAGCAAGAUCAACCUCAGUCACCCACGCCACAGUAAAAUGACAGCCAACCACAAUGUGUGACAUUUAUACUUUAGACAUUUGGCUUAUGUGUGUACUUACACUGAGUGUAACAGUAGACUGAGCCAGUGUUUCUACAUUGUACAUAUUACAAAACAAAAAAUCAUCUAUUUUCUGUACCUGCUUAUCCUGCCUGGAAUGUAUCCCAGCAUGCACCAGGUGAGAUGAAAGGUACACCCUGGACAGGUUGCGAGUCUAUCACAGGACUUAGACAUAUCCACACACAUUCACACCUACAGGCAGUUAAUAAGGGCUUUUCACAGUGCAUAUUGUGCAUAAGAGCUGACCCUGGAUGCCCUUUUUAACUCAGAUUUAACCUAACCUCAGGGCUUUAUGAUUCAAACGGAACAUGUGACAUAAUGUUUAAUUUUUUGUUUACGCUCUGUUUACUAUAGCCUGUUUCACACUGGAACCAUCUAGCCCUGUGUUCAGUCGAUUUUUGGGGGAUAACCCUGCAAACUCUGAUCCAACCCUGCUCCAGAACAGGGUCAGCACCAGCCACCCUGGGCUAAAGUCCGGGUAACAAUGUGUCAGGAUUGUGUGAAAGCUUUCUUAGCCAGAGGUUCUAACAAUGCUUUUAGCCCUGGAAUAAGUGCAGUGUGAAAAGCCCUUUAGCCCAUCUCACCACCCAGGAAGGUCUUGCUGGGGGGGGGGUGGAGGAGGAGGAGGAGGAGGAGGAGGAGUCUAACCACUGAGCCACUGUGUGGCCCUAUGGCAAAAAAAAGAAAAAAGAGCUGGUACUUCAAGUGAGAAAGUGCUGUUGUUGUUCAGGGACUGUUUCAUAUGUCCUGUUUAAAUUCACUCAGUAAGACAUUGUGUGCACAAGGGUGUGUGAGCUUGUCAUAUAUACAGUACUGUAUCUCCACCAGCUUUGAUGUGUCAGAUUUUUAAAUAAAAAAAAAUAAAUUAAAAGUAGCCCUUAGGCAGAAGUCAACAUGAUAACAAAGUAACUGACAUUGACUGACCUGCUGGCAGCACAGCACAAGACAAUGUGCAAACCAGGUGCUUUUCUUUGUAUAAAUGCCCUGUGACUCAAAGAUUAAACAGAUCACCUUUUUCUAAAUUUGACUUCUUAGUCCAUAUUUUAAUUACGGAGUGUGAAUGCCACUCUUGUUAAUUGUUUAUUAAUAAUUGAUGCCACAGGUGAUGUCUUUUAAACCUGUCAUGUUAUCUAAUUGUUUAUCUAAAAACAAAGCAAAACAGACCAGUACUCUGAUUUAAGCUGUGAAUUAUUUAUAUUAUAAAUAUUUCACAAGUAUGUAUCUAAAUGUGUCUGUAAUUUAGAUGAUCAAAAUAAAUUACUGACUAGGCCUUUAACCUGCUCAUUUUCUAAAGCCAGCCAAGAAAUGUGGUUUGUCUGAAAUGUGGUAGUGGAAAUAUGCCUUGCCUGUUUGUCAUGAUAAACUACUGCAACACAUGCACCUUUUGAGUAUUUCCCUCUCAUACAUACAUACAGUGCUGUAAUGGCUGUAAUGGCUGCUGUGACGAAAGGGCCUGAUUUCCAGUACCAUUUGCUUUUUGUGUCUUUAUUUGCAGGUGUAAAGUUUGGUUACCUUUACAAUGACAGUAAUACAAACUCCAAAUAAACAACAUCAUUUUACUAAA
Molecule: messenger RNA, 2550 nt
Organism: Dicentrarchus labrax (European seabass)
Lineage: Eukaryota; Metazoa; Chordata; Actinopteri; Moronidae
Gene: rchy1
Product: ring finger and CHY zinc finger domain containing 1
Exons: 9
Coding region: 87-923 (278 amino acids)
Biological process (GO): protein ubiquitination; ubiquitin-dependent protein catabolic process
Cellular component (GO): nucleus
Molecular function (GO): zinc ion binding; ubiquitin protein ligase activity
Source: RefSeq, a predicted model, not a curated record